AUGUCUGACUUGGACAUCUGGGGCACGAUCCCCUUUCCUCCUGGUGACAAUGACACCGACACCCAAAUUGGCGGCGGUCACCUCGACCUCGAUACUCUCCGGGAGUUCGAGUAUCACCUUUUCCAGAACCAGACUCUGUCCAACGGAACUAAGUGCUACCUCGCUUUCGAGCCGUAUGCCGCUGCCUACGUCUACCCCAAUGGAUCCUUUGUGAAUUCGACCUCGUGCUACAGAUCGCUCAAUCCCGUCGGCGCCCGCGGCAAGACCGGCGUUGCCUUCGCUCCCCUCUUCGCGCUUUGUCUCGUCUUCAUCAUCGUCAACCUGCGCAAGCACGGCCGCCUCUUCUUGCCCAAGACGAAACGCUAUUUCCCAAUCAGCCGUAGGUGGCAGUGGUAUUGGGGCUCGAUGGUUUGCGCCUUCGCUCUCAUCAGUCUCUUCACCAACAUUGAUGUCGAGCGCUACUAUGUCAUGCAGAUUCCCAUCAUUUUGACCGUCUUUUUCUGGUACUUGAUGCAGAUGGCAAUCAUCGCUCUGGUUUGGGAAGCCGUUCGUCACUGGGGAAGCUGGUGUGAGAGGCAAAUCAGCGACGCCGACAUCUACGCCUUGAAGGAUGAUGAUCCCAGAGCCAAGUUUGAGUUUUACGCUCCCCUGUGGUUCUAUUUGUGGUGGUGGCUGAACUUUUUCCUCAUUGUUCCGCGCUCGUGGACCAGUAUCCAACUGCAACGCUCGCCCGAGCAGACCCUCAUUAGGGCGAAGCCUGCGGCGACAGACACGAGAUUCAAGGUCGCGGCUUUUUGCCUUUUGGUCUGCUGGAUUACCAUUGUCAUCUCCGCCUUCCACUCCAUUAAGCAUUAUAAAGCGCGUCGUUCGGGAAUGGUUGCAAAGAUUUUCGACUUCUUCACUGCGAUGCCUCUCCGAUUCGCGCUUAUCCUCCCUCUCGCCCUCGUCGUAAUUGCCUUCCAGGCUCUGUGUGCCUUUGAUUUCGACGUCUCGCCGCUGAAUGCCACUGGAAACGUUGUCUCCAUUUACAUUGGCGGCUAUCUCCCCUCCCUCCUCAUCCUCGCCGUUCAAUGCGCCCACGGUCUCGCUACUCCCAAUGAAGACCGUGAGCUCCUGCGCCAGAGACGACAGAGGGGAGAAGACAUCAACCGCGAGCUCGGAAUCGUACCCAAGCCUUCCUGGUGGCGACGUAUCCACGGCGGGCACUCGAUGCACAUGAGGGACAUCAUUGCCAGGAAUGUGGCUGAGGUCAACGGCAAGGACGGCAAGGACGGCGUGAAGGACGACGGCACGGCCCUCAAGGAUCCUGCCAAGAAAGAUCCUUUCGCUGACGACGCGAGCCAGAAUGGAUCGACAAUCUCCGGCUCGACUGUCACAGCCAAUCGGGCAUCCACGUUCACGCCUUACGCUGGCAAGUCUGAACGACGUCGGGCGGAAAGGACGUUGCAACAUGCUGCUAGCCUGCUUUUCCCCAACGCCGAGAGCUCGACGCCCUCGCGAGAGGAGCGGGAAGCUGAGCUGACUUUGGAUGGUCCGCCGCCAUCGUACGACGAAACUACGAGACGCGCUAGCAGGAUGACCACCAAUAGCGAUAGCACCGUCGACAUGGCUAACGGAAAGCCUCAGCGCGUUAAGAGCAUGCUGGAUAUAUAA
Molecule: messenger RNA, 1653 nt
Organism: Scedosporium apiospermum
Lineage: Eukaryota; Fungi; Ascomycota; Sordariomycetes; Microascales; Microascaceae
Exons: 2
Coding region: 1-1653 (550 amino acids)
Source: RefSeq, a predicted model, not a curated record